GUAUUCUAAAAGGAAGUUUUAAAUGUAUUCUCAAGUUAGUUUAGUGAAGGUGUGUUGAAUAAUAUGGUUGUAAUUUAAAACUCUGAAGCUUAAUCAUGGUAUUAGAUACAAUAGUCUGGACCUAGCGCAGAAUAAAACAAAGGAGAAUGGCACUCGUCUUAAGUACAGUAGUAUUACUUUUGACGCUUUUCACAGAUGCUGUGCUAACUGAAUGUUCUGCUGGCUGCACUUCCUGUUCCGGCUCAACAUGCUUAAAAUGUGAAUCGCCAUAUUAUUUAUCCGAUGGCUCCUGUUUUCUAUGUCCAGAAGACUGCUCUAGUUGUAACGGGUAUUAUAACUGUACUUCGUGCAAACCAGGUAAAUGGGGUUCAGAAAACCAAUGCCGGUAUACCUGUGUAGAUAAUUGUUAUAAUAAGGAAUGCCAGUAUGACACUGGCAUUUGCGUUCAGUGUAAAUCUGGGUUUUACGGCCUACAGUGUCAACGUGACUGUAGUGACUGUGAGGAUGAUCUUUGUGAUUUACGUAGAUGCACGCGCGGAUGUAAACAAGGAUAUUACGAGUACAACACUGAAUAUGUAUCAAUAUGUCAAACAUGUCCGACAGAUUGUAGAAAUUGUAGUGACGCAAGCAUAUGUCGUGUUUGCAAUGACGGUUUUCAUUUGUAUCAAUUUCAUUCAAAUGAAAAGGAUUUUGUUCAUUGUUUAAGCUGUUCUUUAGGAUCAAGCUGUUCAAAGUAUUGCGUCAUUCAAAACUGUAAUCAAUGCGAAGUCCAUGAUGAUAUUUUGGUGUGCACAGAUUGCCGUGAAGGAUAUAGAUUUAAUGGCAAGACAUGCAUAGUUAAUGCAAUAGGCUGUUCUCAAAAAUAUUCCUCUUAUUGUGAUGACGAUGGAAUAUGUUUAAGAAAUUGUAGUGCUGGAUGGACGGGUGAAAAAUGUUCUGACCAGUGUUCUGAUAAAUGCAUGACAUGCGAUAAAAGUAAUAGGGACAUUUGUCAACAGUGUAAAGGUGACUUUUACACUAUUAAUUGUACUGCCGCAUGUACUCCGUCAUGUAUCACAGUAGAAGGUAAACAAACGUGUAGACUAAAUGAUGGAUAUUGUUUGAAUGGAUGUGAACACAAUUUUUGGGGUUCUUUUUGUGACCAGCCCUGUCCUAACGGUUGUAUUGAAAACGGUUUAACUUCGAUAUGUGAAAGAAGCAACGGAACAUGUAAACAUGGAUGUAAGGACGGAACACGAUGGAGACAAAUGCGAUACUACUGUUACAAGCAAAACAACGAUAGUGUCUAAAGGUAUAUUACAAAGAAGUUAAAGUCACGUCAAGAUUCAAACAAGAGUUUUGAGAGGCCCACAUAUUAUAAUGAGGAUGUUGGUCAAACAGUUGAAAUACCAGAAGCGACUAACAGAACUAAUUAUGAGAGUCUCGGCAAUACCAGGAAAACGGACAAUGUUUGCAAUGAUUUAGAAACGACAACAGUACAAUAAUAUGCCUGAUUUUGCAACAUGUGAUUCAUAAACUCUACGACAACAGCAAGUGAAUUCGAGGAAGCUAAAGUUGUUAGUAAAACACUGGAAAAUGGCACUAGACGUAAGACAACUAGUAUUACUUCUGACACUUUUCAUGGAUGUUGUAAUGACUGCAACAACGACAACACAAGAACCAACAUCUACACAAAGUGUAUGUGAAGAAAAUGACAGCUACAGAAACAGUUUCAUCGAUGGCUUCUUUUCAGGGUUUGGAAUGGCUAUAGCCGUUGCAGCUAUUACAGUGAUCUUAUUUUAUUUAAGACGAAGGUAUAUUUCAAAGAAGUUAAAAUCACAGCAAGAUUCAAAUAAGACAAUUGAGAUGCCCACAUAUUAUAACGACGAUGUUGGUCAUACAACUGAAACACAAGAAGCGGCUAAUGAAACUAAUAACUAUUAGAGACUCGGCAAUACCAAGAACACGGAUAAUGUUUACAAUGAUUUAGAAACGGGAACAGUGCAAUAAUAUGCCUGGUUUCUUCAACCUGUGAAUCUCAAUGACAACCGCAUUUGCAUGUGAGGAGGGAGGGCGGCUGGAUCUUUCUCCACAGUCAAAAGCUUGAAAGUCGCCAUAUUACCUAUAAUUUAGACAUUGUACUAGAGAUCAAUCAAUGACACAAAUAUUAUUUACCUGUAUACCUGCAUGGCAUAAGUUAAUAGGAAUAAUGAAGUUAAUGUAUGGUUAUAAACUUAGUGAUAAGUCAUUUCAUUGUAAUGUCAAUUGUUCAUGGUAAAUACUGUAGUUUGUUCUUGUUUUUAUAUAUGAUGUGGGAUGUGGUACAUGUAACAUUAUAUCUAAAUUUUGAUAUUUUUCACUGUGAAAAUACCGUAUAUAUUUCACUCUAAUAUUUCGAUCAUUCACUUUCCAGACUGAAAACGGACCGACGCGCGAUCCUCUGGACAAUACGAAUUAGCUUUUAAAAUAUUUUGAAAAUUUUAAUUCACCUUAAACUUCGACGCUGAAUUCCUGCGUGUCUCAUUCUAGUAUAGCACACACAAAACCAAACAUGACCUGCAUAGUGCGAUCCGUAGACUGCGGAAGCGGAUCUGGGAUAUACAAGCAUUACUUUUUAAUCGUAAAACAAAAUUCAAUAUUAAUGGGGAUCUGCCAUUUUUACACAUUUAAAAAAAACAACAGAUAAUAAAUGUUGAACAAAUACAAAUGUGUCUACCGCACCGACAUUUGAUAGAUAAAUAUAUACUGAUUAAACAAGUCAGGUUUGAAGUUGUGUUACUAGGAUUGAGAUGUUAAAUAGUCACUAUAUGAAUAAACAUUUAUCAGCUUAUACGCAAAAGCAGUUCCCCUUAUUAUCCUUUGAUAAAUUAUAUAUUGUCUAAACUGUUGCAGUUAAAUAUUUCAAUCGUGUUUAACUUAAUACAGCCUUGUUAUCCUGCAAAUGUAAUUUGUUCACAAAACGGUCAUUAUAAGACACGAAUGAA
This is a messenger RNA of Mercenaria mercenaria, 2963 nucleotides long. RefSeq names its product proprotein convertase subtilisin/kexin type 5-like. NCBI's taxonomy places the organism in Eukaryota, Metazoa, Mollusca, Bivalvia, Venerida, Veneridae. Bases 147 to 1289 code for a protein of 380 amino acids. The record is from RefSeq and is a predicted model, not a curated record. The transcript has 9 exons.